This is a messenger RNA of Racocetra persica, 415 nucleotides long. Lineage: Eukaryota; Fungi; Glomeromycota; Glomeromycetes; Diversisporales; Gigasporaceae. The record is from the annotation of a GenBank genome assembly.
CAAAUACCGGAAUCAGAACUUCUUUAUUUGAAAAACGUGGUAAUUAAAGAAUUACAAAAAAGACUCAAAAAUCAUCAUCAUGCUGUUGGAAAACAAGUAUUUUCAUUACAUUGUAGUGAAAAUGCUUUUGUUGGAUUAUUUGGUGCUUAUAUUACACGUUAUUUGCCUUGCAGUUCUUUUUAUAUUUGCAAUUUUAAAGGAGAAGAUGCCGUUGAUACAAUUGGAUCAAUAUUCAACAACAAUAAUUGGUAUAAGCGUCACUACGGUAAUGAUCAAAAACAAUCAAAAAAAUCCCAAUCAAAAUUAUCUUCAAAUGGCGAAAUGAUUAUAGAAUGGAAAGUAACUGGUUUUAAAGAUAAGGAAAACCACGAAUAUAGGGCAGGAGUGCUUCAAAUUCGCUUUUUCUUAGAUCAGU